Messenger RNA from Vanessa atalanta (red admiral), 1644 nucleotides. RefSeq lists its product as uncharacterized. The record is from RefSeq and is a predicted model, not a curated record. The transcript has 6 exons. NCBI's taxonomy places the organism in Eukaryota, Metazoa, Arthropoda, Insecta, Lepidoptera, Nymphalidae. The coding region runs from base 183 to 959 and encodes 258 amino acids.
CGCUGUGUAAUUUCAUUGUGGUCAAGUGCUUUAUGUGUGUUUUGUGUAGUGAUCAAUUUUAAAUCACCAUCUGUCGAAAAGGUGGAGGGCGCCGCGAGAGCGAGGCGGGGGGUUGCGCGUGCGGCGCGCGUACCGUCCCCCCUGCGCCCGCACCGCCUCAUCCGCUCCGCGCCCUCGAUGACAUGCCGCCUGUUCUUAGGUCGAAUCCGCUAUACACGGAGGAAGAAGAGCAAGAGGUGGUGAUCAUCGUGGAUGAUGAUGUGGCGGAGGGAGAUACGCCAGACGCACCUCGUGUGCCUCGAAGAGCACCUUCCACCUCUUCAGGGUAUGGCAGUGGAGGCGGUAGUCACGGUCGGGUGUCCCCCAACUUACCAAAGAACGAGCAGUUCGAGCCAGAGCCGGUAAGACGGCUUUCAGUUUUGGACAAGAACGAAGGAUCUCAAAGCACAUCGGACUCCGACGGCAGUCCGUCGUGCACCAUGUCGAGGAGUUUGAAAGAGGAUAUUAGAGCGUGUUUGGGAGGAUGCAGUAGAGACUACACAGAGAAGCCUCCUGUUAGAUGGGAGAAGGAUGUCGGCGAUGUAGUCGAAGCUGCAAUCCGCGGCGCAGGUGGUAUAAGCGCAGCGAGGGCUCGUCUUCACGCAGCAUUGCUCGCAUUGCACGAUCCACCAACGAACCGUGGACCAAGUUUGCCGUAUUGUGGGCCUGGAGUCCGACCUGGAGAUGUCACUAUGAUGCCCAAGAAUCAGAUGUCUUUGCUGGCGACAAGCGCUUUAUUUACUCUGGACGGCGCUCGUGGUGAAGAAUUAACGAGAAGAUUAGCACGUGGAGAGCGCAGGAGAAGAAGAUGUCGAGCGAUUCUAGCGGUUUUAGCGCUUUUGUUGCUUCUUGCCGCCGUCGGAGCAGUCGAACUGCUUCUAUCUCGAGGACAGCGUGUUUUCGGAGCAGUGCUUCGUUGACAAAUAAUGUUAACAUACUAUUUAACAUUUCUACUCCUCGAUAAAAUUUAAGUCUCGAUAUAGCCGAAAUAGCUCGAUAUCAAUCAAAAUUAAACAUUGAUUUAUUGGUACACACAAAGAUUAUUUACAUCGAAUAUAACAUUUCUUCAUCAACUGGUUUCAGCUGAUAGAAUAAAAACUACUGUGAUUAAAAGGCCACUGAUUAACCCGUAGAUUAGUCGAGAUCAAGCAACUCAGCUUGUUAAUUUUGAUCCAUUUGAUUGUAGUACCAACAUAAGCCUUUUAAUACUUUAACAAACGCAUUAAGGAGCGUUCAGAAUCGCCAACUUUUUAUAGUGCAACGUAAGAUAAAUUCGGGCUGGGAAGGGUUAUUGGUGACUUCAUUUUUAUUAAUAAAAAAGGCUAGACUAGACUCCGGAAAAGCUAUUCUGAUAAACAAAAUCUGCCACUUGAUACGCAACCCAAUCGUAAAAGAUCCAAAAUCAUCGUGGUGAUACGCAAUUUUGACGCGUUUAUUGUUUAAAUAUUAUGUUUGUUAUUGUCAAUUUUGCGUAUCACUUUCUGAUAUUUCACGAUGACAUCUCCGUCGUUUUGCAUGCUUCUACAGAUAGAUGGAUGAUCGUAAAACUCAAGUUUCGAUUACAUCAUUUUUUUAUCGUUCUGUAACAGAGAGGUGUUUAUUUGG